Messenger RNA from Oenanthe melanoleuca, 2830 nucleotides. RefSeq lists its product as uncharacterized. The record is from RefSeq and is a predicted model, not a curated record. The transcript is spliced from 4 exons. The coding region runs from base 182 to 2830 and encodes 882 amino acids. NCBI's taxonomy places the organism in Eukaryota, Metazoa, Chordata, Aves, Passeriformes, Muscicapidae.
ACUGCUGGGAUUUGGGGCUGAGCAGGACAGGGAUUCCCUGCUGGGCUCUGGGGCUGAGCAGGACAGGGAUUCCCUGCUGGGAUUUGGGGCACAGCAGGACAGGGAUUCCCUGCAGGGAUUUGGGGCACAGCAGGACAGGGAUUCCCUGCUGGGAUUUGGGGCACAGCAGGACAGGGAUUCCAUGCUGGGCUCUGGGGCCCUGCAGGAGCUGCAGGAGCUGCUGGCACAGGCAGAGGGUCUCACUGCCAGCUGGAGCCGUCCUGCUCUGCCCCCAGCCUCCUGCAGGGACCCUGCUCCAUCUCCCCCAGGGCUGCUGAGGAAGGAGGGGGAUCCCAGGGGUCCCAGCUUGGGGAGGGACUGGAGCCCUGAGCUGCAGAGGAGGCUGUGCUGGGAUGGGGCUGUGACCCUGGCCCCGAGGGCUGUGCAGGGAGAGGGGCUGGGGCUGCAUCCCCUGGGUUCUCUGGGAUGGGGAGGUGCUGCAGCUGUGGCUGUGCAGCACAGGGAGGGGCUGAGGGCGAGGGAGCCAAGGACAGGAACAUCCACGGGGAGGGCAGAGCCUGAGGGGUGCAGCAGUGGCACAGACAGGAGCCAGGCUGCCCCAGUGGGGCUGGCACAGGGCAGGGCCAGCAGCCAGCUGGGCCUGGAGCCCCUGGGCAGUGUCCCCAGUGGCCUGGCAGCCACCCAGGGCUCCCUGUCCCAGGCUGGAGGGGCACCAGGGACACGGGGCAGCGAGGACAGCAGCAGUGGGGAUUCCCUCAGUGCCAGUGUCAGGGAGCUCCUGGGGGAGCCUCAGAGCUCCCAGCAGCAGGGCAGUGCCCCAGGGGCAUUGCAGAGCAUCCUGCCCAGAGCUGGGGCUGCCAGGACCCGAGUGGGCAGCACAAUUAGAGCUGCCAGGACCCGGGCAGGCAGUGGCAGCAGUGGGGAUUCCCUCAGUGCUCGUGUCAGGGAACUCCUGGAAGAGCCUCAGAGCUCCCAGCAGCAGGGCAGUGCCUCAUUGGAGAGCAUCCUGCCCAAAGGUGGGGCUGCCAGGACCCAGGUGGGCAGCACAGCUGCCAGGACCUGGGCAGGGAACAGCAGCAGCAGUGGGGAUUCCCUCAGUGCUCGUGUCAGGGAACUCCUGGAAGAGCCUCAGAGCUGCCAGCAGCAGGGCAGUGUCUCAUUGCAGAGCAUCCUGCCCAAAGCUGGGGCUGCCAGGACCUGGGCAGGCAGCAGAGCUGGGGCUGCCAGGACCCAGGUGGGCAGCACAGCUGCCAGGACCUGGGCAGGGAACAGCAGCAGCAGUGGGGAUUCCCUCAGUGCUCGUGUCAGGGAACUCCUGGAGAAGCCUCAGAGCUGCCAGCAGCAGGGCAGUGUCUCAUUGCAGAGCAUCCUGCCCAGAGGUGGGGCUGCCAGGACCUGGGCAGGCAGCAAAGCUGGGGCUGCCAGGACCUGGGCAGGCAGCAGAGCUGGGGCUGCCAGGACCUGGGCAGGAAUCACAGCUGGAGCUGCCAGGACCUGGGCAGGCAGCAGAGCUGGGGCUGCCAGGACCCAGGCAGGCAGUGGCAGCAGCAGCAGCAGCAGCAGCAGCAGCAGUGGGGACCCCCUGGCUGCCCGGGUCAGGGGGCUCCUGGGCACUGCCCCCCCUGGCAUCGACCCCAGGCAGAUGCUGAGGAGUGCAGAGGAGCAGGAGAGGAAGAUCCGAGCCUGGGUGAAGCUGAAGCUGUCCCAGGAGUCUGGGGCAGGCUGGGGUGAGGAGAGCCAGCCCAGGAUGGGGGCAGAGGCAGAGCUGCUGCCCAGGGCCAGGACACCUGCACGGGGCCAGGACCUGUGGCUCUGUGGUCUGGGAGCAGCUCCUGAGUACCUGAGGAAGGAGGAGCAGGAGCAGCAGCUGGAACAACAGCUGGAGCCCUUCCAGGCUGCCAGGGACAGGCACAGGCAGCUCUCCAGGGCUCAGGAGCCCUUCCAGCCCAGCUCCCCAGCAGCAGCACCAGCAUCCCCUGGAGCUGAGCCCUGGGAUUGCUCCCUGCUGCAGGAGCUGCAGCUGGAGCCCUGGAGCAAUGCUGGGCUGCAGGAGAUGAAAUCCUUGAGUGCUGCUGAGCUGCAGGACUUGAAGCUGCACCCCAGAAACAUUGCUGGGCUGCAGCUGGACCCCAGGAACACUUCUGAGCUGCAGCUGGACCCCAAGAACAGUGCUGGGCUGCAGCUGGAGCCCUGGAGCAGUGCUGGGCUGCAGCUGAAACCCUGGAACACUUCUGAGCUGCAGCUGGAACCCAAGAACAGUGCUGAGCUGCAGCUGAAACCCAAGAACAGUGCUGAGCUGCAGGAACUGAAAUCCUUGAGUGCUGCUGAACUGCAGGAGCUGCAGCUGGACCCCAAGAACAGUGCUGAGCUGCAGCUGGAGCCCAGGAGCAGUGCUGGGCUGCAGCUGGACCCCAAGAACAGUGCUGGGCUGCAGCUGGAGCCCAGGAGCAGUGCUGGGCUGCAAGUGUGCCAGCAGCAGCCGUCCCUGGGGCUCCCCAGUGCCAUGGCAGGGCUCAGUGCCCCCCUGCAUGCCCCCCGUGCCCAGGGGGAGCUGGGCAAGCCAAGCUCCUCCAUGUCCCCCCUGGUGCCCCCAGCACCCAGCCCUGGGGAGGCUGCUGGGGAGGGCAGGCUGGGCUCAGAGCCCUGGGCCAGGCUGCAGGGCUGUGCCCCUGGCCCAGGACAGGCCCCUGCUGCCCCUGCCAGGGCUGGAGCUGCCCAGGAGCCAGGGCAAGGACAGAGCCUGAGUGCAGGGCAGCCUGGGUUGGGGUGUGGGGGUACAGAGCAGCCUGGGUUUGGGUCUGGGGGGGUGCAGAACAGCCUGGGUUUGUGA